AGUAGGGCAGGAAACCCUUCUACCACCGCUGAAAUUUUGAAAGUUUCUUCCUAGAACUUUUCAAUUGUCAAAUUUUGCGACAAGUGACAACAACCUUCUCCAAGUACACAUUCACCAUCAGUACUAACCAACAACCAGCCACCAUGUCGGAGAAGGCCCAGAACCCCAUGCGAGAGCUUCGCAUCCAAAAGCUCGUCCUCAACAUCUCGGUUGGUGAAUCUGGUGACAGAUUGACUCGUGCCGCCAAGGUGUUGGAACAGCUGAGCGGUCAGACUCCUGUCUACAGCAAGGCCCGCUACACCGUCCGAACCUUCGGUAUCCGACGUAACGAAAAGAUUGCCGUUCACGUCACCGUCCGUGGCCCCAAGGCCGAGGAAAUCCUCGAGCGUGGCCUCAAGGUCAAGGAGUACGAACUCCGCAAGCGUAACUUCAGCGAGACCGGUAACUUUGGCUUCGGUAUCAGCGAGCACAUCGAUCUCGGUAUCAAGUACGACCCCGCCAUCGGUAUCUACGGUAUGGAUUUCUACUGCUGCAUGACCCGCCCCGGUGAGCGAGUUACCCGCCGACGCCGAUGCAAGAGCAGAAUCGGCUCUGGUCACCGCAUCAACCGUGACGAGACCGUCAAGUGGUUCAAGCAGCGCUUCGAUGGCAUUGUCCGAUAAAUUCUCAAUAUUGGACAAUAAGGAAGAAGGAUUACACGGCGUUGGCUGGUUGCAUUGAUUCAGGCGGAACCUGGGACAAAACGAUUCAUGGACUUGUACCUAUUGAAUUUCGGCGAGUUAUCUCGUCAUUCUAGCAUGGCUUGAAUUAAGUCAGCUGCGGCCUCAGAGACCGACCGGCACACUGCCGGCUUUCCCACGCAUUAAUGAAUAUUACGUGACGAAUUUUUGCUUUUCAUUGGAUUUGAGAACGUCUGAACCAUUGAGUUUCACUACGUUUCUACUGUGUUGAUUUGGAAACUGCAGGCUGCGGUCUCAGAUAGGCAAGCGAGUGACUCGGUUAUUAAGCCAGGCGUCAGCUCAUGUUCGUUUCAAUCGAUGUCGUAUG
This is a messenger RNA of Hypoxylon trugodes, 1047 nucleotides long. RefSeq names its product ribosomal protein L5 domain-containing protein. The transcript is spliced from 3 exons. Lineage: Eukaryota; Fungi; Ascomycota; Sordariomycetes; Xylariales; Hypoxylaceae. The coding region runs from base 144 to 662 and encodes 172 amino acids. Gene Ontology annotation, cellular component: cytosolic large ribosomal subunit; ribosome. The record is from RefSeq and is a predicted model, not a curated record. Gene Ontology annotation, molecular function: structural constituent of ribosome; RNA binding. Gene Ontology annotation, biological process: translation.